Molecule: messenger RNA, 1664 nt
Organism: Dunckerocampus dactyliophorus (ringed pipefish)
Lineage: Eukaryota; Metazoa; Chordata; Actinopteri; Syngnathiformes; Syngnathidae
Product: purine nucleoside phosphorylase-like
Exons: 6
Coding region: 320-1210 (296 amino acids)
Biological process (GO): nucleoside metabolic process
Cellular component (GO): cytoplasm
Molecular function (GO): purine-nucleoside phosphorylase activity
Source: RefSeq, a predicted model, not a curated record
UCCACUCCACGGAAGUGAAACCUUCUCUACCCGCGCAGCAUCAUCAUCGCGUCACAUGUGGACUCGUCCGUUCGGAUUCCAUUAUUAACAUUCUAUGACACGUUUGACUGACGCCACCUAAAGGUUGAUUCGAAUUUAACCCAAAUUAAUAGGCAUCGAAUCUUUGAUAUGCCAACAAGGCGGUGAAGUGUGAUAGUAUGUAACGGAUUUGGUGGUGGGAGGGAGGGGGCCCACGCGUCUUCCGUGACGUCACGUCUGGAAAUCCGUGGAAAAGGAAGAUUAGUAGACAUCACCUAACACGCUGAUACAUUUCACAACUAUGAAGGCUUGCUUCAAAGCAUCAGGCGAGGGCCAAGAUGAGUGUCAGAUAGCUGCCGACUGGCUGAUGUCUAAAACGCACAUGCGGCCAACUGUUGGCAUCGUGUGCGGUUCCGGUUUGGGGGGUCUGGCGGAGAUGCUCAAGGACCGUCAGGUCUUCAAGUACUCAGACAUUCCCAACUUCCCUCAAAGCACGGUGCAUGGUCACGCUGGUCAGCUGGUUUUUGGAACACUAACGGGGAAGGCGUGUGUUUGCAUGAAGGGCAGGUUCCACCUGUACGAGGGUUACCCCGUCCAGAAGGUCACGCUGCCCAUGCGAGUCUUCAAGCUGAUGGGCGUGGAGACGGUCAUCCUGACCAACGCAGCUGGAGGCCUCAACCAGAACUAUAAGGUGGGCGACGUCAUGAUCAUCAAGGACCACAUCAACAUGCCGGGAUUUGCAGGAGUCAACCCGCUGGUCGGACCCAACAACGACAGGUUCGGUGUUCGCUUCCCCUGCAUGUCCGAUGCCUACGACCGGGAGCUGUGCAAGCUGGCACACGCUGUGGCAGCAGAGCUGGAUUUCAGUGACUUUGUGCAAGAGGGUGUCUAUUGUGUCCUGGGGGGGCCCUCCUUCGAAACCAUCGCUGAGUGUCGCAUGCUGCACAAGCUAGGGGCCGACGCUGUGGGAAUGAGCACGGUGCACGAGGUGAUCACGGCCCGGCACGCCGGCAUGCGUUGCUUUGCCAUGUCGCUCAUCACCAACCGGGCGGUCAUGGACUACGACAGCCAGGAGAAGGCCAACCACGAGGAGGUGCUGGAGACCGGCCGGCUGCGGGCCGUGCAGCUGGAGCGUCUGGUGAGCACCCUGGUAGGACGAAUGGAGGGGAACCACAACAACAACGCGCUGUGAGGACCACCUCUCAGCUCGGCGGCAAACUACUAUUAGUUAUUUUGACUUUACAGUGUUUCUCGUAGCAUCCAGUUGACACACACACUUCUCUUCCGCUGUAUGGAUGAAACAUUCAAGAAUGUGUGUGUAAUGUUUCACUGUUUUCAGUUUGUAACUUAACUAACUUAAAGUACUGUACUGUUUAUGCAUCAGGCCGUUAACUGAUUCGGAACCAAAAUGAAAAGGGAUUUUUUUUUGUACGCUUUCAUGUUGAGGACCAGACAUCUUUUCAGAUUGAGUGAUUUUAUGCAGUGUAAAACAUGUUACAGAAUAUUUAUAGAAAAUAUAUUUAAAUAGAGCUCUAAUAAUAUGUAAUGUGAAAAAGAAGAAAUGGAUCAGACUGGCCUUAAAAGUCGAAUCACUGAACUACAAACUCAGUUGGUCUACUUUCAAUAAAAUGACCGUUCAUAAAAGA